Messenger RNA from Adelges cooleyi (spruce gall adelgid), 2310 nucleotides. Its product is annotated as phospholipase DDHD1-like. Gene Ontology annotation, molecular function: glycerophospholipase activity; metal ion binding. The record is from RefSeq and is a predicted model, not a curated record. The transcript has 12 exons. Bases 163 to 2019 code for a protein of 618 amino acids. Gene Ontology annotation, cellular component: cytoplasm. Lineage: Eukaryota; Metazoa; Arthropoda; Insecta; Hemiptera; Adelgidae.
UUAAACGUACAAAAAACCGUAUGGUAAACGUCGAUCUUUUUGUUUAUAUUGUUAAUUUUUAUACAUUGUUAAAACAAUAGACAAUAGAAUAGUAAAUAGUUUUUCACUGAAAAUUCUAGAAGCAAAAAGCACCAGGUACCUAAUUUAAUAUAUUAAUGCGGUAUGGAAUCAAAUGGUGUACAUAUUGAGAAUCCAGUUGUGGUUGGAAGUACUAACUCAAAUGGGAUUGACGAAUCUUCCUAUUCGGAGAGUAGUAUUAAUCUUGCUCACGAACCCUUGCAACCAAAAAAUAUUAGAUGGUUUUACAAGAAUGAUUCUAAUUCCAAAAGAUGGACUAAGUUUGAUGGGUCUGACUCGUUGGGCAUAGAAAAUAGAUACCGAGCCAACUUUUGUAACGAUGAACCUAAAGUGCAAUUUUUCAUUAAUAAAUUCACAGUCGUGGUUAGGGGUGGUCUUUAUGAAGCAGAUUUACGUACGAUGAAAUGUACUUCAAUUUUUUGGCCAGGAGAAGAGACGGAAAUUUUGAGAGGUACAUGGUUUUAUGAUGACUAUCAGCCUCAUGAACAUGGUAAUGAAAUAGAACAUAUGCAUUUAAGAUUAUUCAACGAUAAAGUUAUAAAUUUAAAUUCCGAUGAUACAAAAAUAUCAGUUAUCCAUACUGAAGAGUUUAGUGAUUCAAAUGUAGUGUGGUAUUCAUCAGACGAAGUGUAUUCAUUUAGCAAGAAAACUCGGACGAAAAUCAUGAGAAGCGUUACUCAAAAAUUAGGAUCAUAUUUCCAAAGAUCUGCGGGUGCCAAAUUACACAGAUCGUACAAGACAGAAGCUACUGACGAUGAUAAACUAAAUGACAUAACUCAUCUUAUAUUUAUGGUACACGGCAUUGGUCAUAAAAUGGAUAAUAUGAAAAUUAUAAAAAACACAUCACAAUUUAGAGAAUGUGUCAAAUGGAUAAAGCAAAAAUAUUUUCAAGGUUCCCAACAAAGAGCAGAAUUUUUUCCUGUCGACUGGAGAUCGACAUGUAAUUUUGAUGGAGGUCUAGUUGAAAAGAUAACCCCUUUAAAUCUAAAGAACAUCCGUCAGUUACUUAACUCUUCAGCAAUGGAUAUUAUGUAUUACACGUCGCCAGUAUAUGGACAGGAAAUACAAAACAGUUUGGCUCAAGAAUUGAAUAGAUUACAUUCAAAAUUCAUGGAACGACAUCCACAACACGAUAUCAAAGUUUCAAUUAUGGCGCAUUCUUUAGGCAGUGUCAUUACGUACGAUAUCAUAACUGGAUGGGAACCAUUUACUCUAAAAAGGAAUUACCAUAGUCCGAAAAUCCAUUUAAACUUUGAACUCGAGAACUUUUUCUGUCUGGGAUCGCCACUGUCUGUAUUUUUAGCAUUACGGAAAACUAAAGAUUUUCAUGAUAAUGAAAACAUCUUUCCUCAAUGGUUAGCCAAGCAUGUAUACAAUAUUUAUCAUCCAACGGAUCCAGUUGCAUACAGGUUUGAACCAUUGGUGGUAAAAGAUUAUUGUCGUAUAAAACCAGUUGUCAUUCAAGCCUACGGUGCUAAAACGGAUUACACUAAAUCGACUAUAGAAGCAAUAAGUGAUAGCAACGAUCCAGUUAUCGAUGAUACUAAUGGUACCGAGACAAAAACACCAGAUGGAAGGAUAGGCGGUGAAGCGUUUAAGAAAUUUGGUAUGUGGUUCAAGUCAGGAAGUAAUGAGAGUAAACCAAAUUUCAACGAGUCAGACAACGGAACUCCGAUGUCUUCAAAAGGCUCCUCUCCCAUAGAACCGCUGAAUCCUAGAUUGGAUUACGUUUUGAGGGACAGCAUUGGAGGCUCGGCGAGUAAUUACCUCUCGAUGUUAUAUACACAUACAUCGUACUGGUCAAACUAUGAUGUAGCCUAUUUUGUAUAUACACGGUUGUUUCCAGAAUCUGAAAAGAUAGUUGAUGCUCAAUCAGAAUCACUCAGCAUGUCCAUAAAUUUUGACAAUCUACCAGAACCCGAACCAGGUGCAAAGAAAUAGUUUAUUUAACAAUUAUUUAAAUUUGUUGAAGGCGAAGAUGCACUAAACAUCACACACUUGAGUUGAUAACAUUAUGUCAAGUACAAACAAGGCUAAAAUAGUAUCAUUAAUUUUAUAAAAAUUGUUAUGUAAAAAUGUAUAAAUAUUUUUAUCUUUUUAUAUGUUUACCAAAAUAAUUUAAUAGCACCAAAUAAACAAUAAUUUCAGUUAGUUGUAUAAUAAUUAUUGUUAAAAUAAAUCUUUAACAGGGUAAAUAUUUUAAAAGCAUGUCCUUACAGUUACUAGCGAUUU